Messenger RNA from Cannabis sativa, 1851 nucleotides. RefSeq lists its product as uncharacterized. The record is from RefSeq and is a predicted model, not a curated record. The coding region runs from base 306 to 1244 and encodes 312 amino acids. The transcript is spliced from 3 exons. Lineage: Eukaryota; Viridiplantae; Streptophyta; Magnoliopsida; Rosales; Cannabaceae.
UACAUUGAUAAUUUGUGAUCAAAAAAGUAUAUUUACAUCCAAUAUGAUCAUGUGAGUGAAUCAUAUGCACGUUGUUAUGUGCUUGGUUUUGUGAUAAAGAAAACUUGGAAUAUUAUUAUUAAUAACCUAAUUAACAUAAAUACAUAGGAAUAUUAAAUGAUCCCAUUUUGAGGAGAAACUCACUAACACAACACACCUUUCUUUAUUUUUGCGUGUACAAGACACCAAAUAUUACUCAUGACAUUUUCUACCUAUAUAUAUAUGUGUGUUUAUAUAUGUAUAAAGAAACUUGAAAAACAAUUGUAAUGGCAGCUUAUUUCAAGAGUUGUUAUGAGGACUUUGAACCAUUUUGUAAGUGGCAAAGAGGACAAGAACGUGAUAUUCUUGAGCUUCAUCUCCAAGGAUUCAAAAAAGAAAAUUUGAGGGUUCAAGUCAACACCAUUGGCAUCCUAACAAUUAGUGGUGAAAACACUAUUAAUAAUACUCAUGUUGACAACAAUAUUGGUACCAAAAAAAUUCGUUUUCGCAAAGAAAUCAAAAUUGAAAAAGAGUGCAAAACAGAUCAAAUUCGAGCUAAAUUUACCAAAAACAUUCUCUACAUAACAAUUCCGAAGAUCUUCCCAAUAAAUAAUGAUAAUAAUAUAACACUAGCACCACCACGAGCUGACAAACCUGAUCAAACGAUCAACAAAGGAAGCGGGAUUGAAUCAAUACGAGGUUGUUCGAGCCCAUUGGGAGAAUAUGGUAUGAUUGGCAAAAAUGUAGCUUUGGGAGUUGCUGUGGUGGUUGUUGUUGGUAUUAUUGUUGGGGGUUUCUUUGUAUGGAAUUGGACUUCAAAACCACCUAUUCUAAGUUUUGAAAUGGAUCAAAUAAAAAUAGAGAAGAAACCCAACAACGAAAUAAUCAUUAGUGGAGAACGUCCUUAUGAUGGAUCAAAUUCUAACCAAAUUAUGAAGCGAUUUAAAAAGGACUUAAGAUUUUCAUCAAAAGAAUAUGAUUUGAGCAAAAUUGAUUUCAAAUUCGAAGGUGAUUAUCUAUGCAUAACCAUGCCAAAAAAGACCAUAUUUGUUGAACAAAUUAUCAGCUUAAAGCAUCGAUGUCGAAAAGCUCAUAAUCAGAUUGCCAAAAAGAGUAAAACUACCAAAUUUUUGGUUGUCAUUUCAAUAGGAAUAGCUCUUGGAGUGUUCUUGGCUUUUAAGUAUUCCAAAAAAUCAUCUGAGGAUCGAAAAUUACGUAGUAGCUAGCUAGAAACUGAUGAUAUAGUAUGCACAAAAAUAUUACGCACAAUAAAACAACAGUUUCCUUUAAUUAUAUUCAUAUUUAUUUCGUAUAAGAUUUACUAUUUAGAGCAAUUUGCGGCGAAACCCCCUUAUGUUUUGAUUUUUAUACACUUAACCCCCUUAUCUUUAUUUUUGGUGGCAAAACCCCCUUAUGUUUUAAUUUUUAUACACUUAACCCCCUUAUCUUUUUUUUUAGUGGCAAAACCCCCCUAUGUUUUAAUUUUUAUACACUUAACCCCUCUAUCUUUUGUUUUGGUGGCAAAACCCCCUUCAGUUUACUUUUCUUUGCAAAUUUAAAGUUUUAGUUAAAUAUUACCGUUAAAUACUAACUGGAUUACUACUGUAUCGACUUCGAGGUUUUACCGUUACAUAUACAAAGGUGUAUACAGUGGUCAUCCAGUUGAUAUUUAACGGUAAUAUUUAACUGGCGUGUCAAAUUUGCAAAGAAAAAUAAACAUAAGGGGGUUUUGGCACCAAAAAAAAGAUAAGGGGGUUAAGUGUAUAAAAAUUAAAACAUAAGGGGGUUUUGCCACAAAAAAAAAAGAUAAGGGGGUUAAGUGUAUAAAAAUUA